Molecule: messenger RNA, 957 nt
Organism: Striga asiatica
Lineage: Eukaryota; Viridiplantae; Streptophyta; Magnoliopsida; Lamiales; Orobanchaceae
Source: the annotation of a GenBank genome assembly
GAAAAAUACGAAAAAAAGGAGACUUGAGAAGGUCCCAAUCGAACAGAGCAGCAGCCUCGCUUUUCAACUCGAGGACUGCGAAAGAGAGAGCUCAAGUUAUCUAUAGAUCUGAAGGUUUUUCAUAAUUCGACAGUAAUCUAUACAAAUCGAUAGCUCAAUUUUCCGUCAAUGGAUCAGAUUUUGAACAAGGUGGGCUCGUAUUGGUUGGGUCAAAAGGCCAACAAGGAAUUCAAUUCGGUCGGCGAUGAUAUCAACUCAUUGUCGAAUAGUAUCGAAGGAGGAGCCAAAUGGUUGGUUAACAAGCUAAAAGGAAAAAUGCAAAAGCCGCUGCCCGAACUUCUCAAGGAGUAUGACCUGCCAGUUGGUAUAUUCCCUCGAGAUGCGACCAAUUAUGAGUUCAAUGAGGAGACCCGAAAGCUCACUGUUUAUAUCCCGUCUGUGUGUGAAGUGGGCUACAGGGAUUCAUCUGUACUGCGUUUUUCCACGACUGUUACUUGUUAUCUCGAGAAAGGUAAACUGGCGGACAUAGAGGGAAUCAAGACGAAGGUGAUUGUUUGGGUGAAGGUGACCUGUAUUUCUUCCGAGAAGUCGAAGAUCCAUUUCACGGCUGGAAUGAAGAAAUCGAGAAGCAGGGAUGCUUAUGAGGUUUUCAGAGAUGGGUUUACAGUAGAUAAGUUUUAAAUAUUAAGUGGGCUCCUCUUCAUUGUGAUGAUAACUUUGUUUAACCUUGGCAUGUAUCAAAUGUACUGUACCCCUUUGAUUCUUCAUGUGCUUGGAUGUCGAAAUAAUGAUACUUUAUUUAAUGCGGUAAAUAAUUUGGUUUGUGAGUGCUGGAAAUCUGGUGCAUGUUUGUGAGUGAUGUAUUGUUAGUAGUUUAUUAACAAUGUUAGCAAGAAAGGUUGAGAAAAAAAUGUUAUGGCAAUAUAAUGACACGAAACAAUGUUAAAUGAAUGUAGG